AUGCAUCCCCACUUAAACCAAAAUACCGAUCCCCAAAAUUAUCCACAAAACUAUCAAACCGCACAAAAUGUCCCAAGCCCUUCCAUAGCUCCACCCCUCCCCAAAAGAACCACAUCCCAAGUCCCCGUCCCGGCCGAGCAUGAGGUGCACGGCUCCGAGUUGGACCAUUACGAGGAGCAAGAAAGAGAGUGGAGGGCGAGGGAAGAAGCGAAGGUAGAAAUAAAUGAGGAGAUCAAGAGGGCAAUGAGAGAAUUGCAAUGUACUCCAGACGUCGCCAGGUUAAGCUACGCAGAACUAUGCAUCCACCAAGACUUGAACCUACCUGAAGGCUUUAAGAUCCCGAAGUUUGAUACCUUCGGAGGGGUGGGGAACCCCAUGGCACACCUAAGAGCGUACUGUGACCAACUCGUGGGAGUUGGCAAAGAUAAAGCGUUGCUGAUGAGGUUGUUCAGCCAAAGCCAGUGCGGUGAGGCCCUAGAGUGGUUCACGUCACAUGAGACUCAAGAAUGGCCCAGUUGGAGCGCACUGGCUAAGGAUUUCAUCGACAGAUUCGCAUACAACGUCGAGAUAGUCUCUGAUCGGUACUCCUUGGAGAAGAUGAAACAGAAGCCCACAGAAACCUAUCGAGAGUUCGUGUACAGGUGGAGGAAAGAGGCAGCGAGGGUGAGGCCUCCGAUAACAAAGAAAAAGAUCGUAGAGGUGUUCAUGCGGGUGCAGGAGCCCGAGUAUUAUGAUAGAGUAAUCAUAUUAAUCGGCGCAAAGUUCGCCGAGAUAGUCAAAGUAGGUGAGACUAUCGAAGAUGGCCUGAAGUCGGGAAAGAUAGCCCGAGUGUCUGCAUUACCUGGGUCUUCCGGACUGAAUCCACCAUCGAUUCCCCAAAAUUUUCCCUCUAUAUAUCAAAACUACCCCAAAGCUUAUCAAGUCCCUCCCCAUUACAAGAAUGUUGCUCCCAGCUGCGCUAAUGUACAACCAAGCUAUCGAGCACUGUCCCCUUCAUAUCAAAUACAAACCCCAGCAUAUCUAAGCCCCCAUCCAAAUUACCAAGCCCCAAUGCUAAACUGUCAAACAAAUCCCUACCCCAGAACCCAAUCUCCACGACCAAACGCCCGCAAUUACCAACAAGUCCAUCCCCCUCAACAGAGCGGGUAUGAUCCCCCUCGCCCCAGGUUUGAGAAGAAGCCCUCCAGAUGCUUCACCGCGUUGGCUGAAAGCAGAACUAAAUUGUUCAAAAGAUUAUCCGCGACCGGAUACAUCCACCCUGUGGGGCCAAAGCCCGUGGAUGUCGAUUCCAGAUUCUACAGACUGGAGCAGAGAUGUGCUUAUCAUUCCAAUAGUGUUGGACAUGAUACAGAAGACUUUAUCAAUCUUAAGCACAAGAUCCAAGACUUGAUUGACCAGGAAGUGGUCUCCCUUCAGCCUGCGGUGCCAAACGUCAACACGAACCCGUUGCCAAAUCAUGGGGGUGGGAACAUCAACAUGAUAGAAACUGACGAAGAUGAGCGUGAAGCCAAGAGAAUUACUCCUGUUAUUCAGGAAGACUUGGAAAAGGCUUUCGCUUCUUUGAGCGUCAGGGAAAAGAGAGAGUUUGUCAUUCUGACACCUGCAAAGGCUGUUGCCUUGGUGCCAGCAAAGACUCUCGCCAAGCCCAAGUUUGUUAUACAAACGGUCGUGGAUCAAGGCAUGACUAGAUCUUGCAGAUGUUACACUCCUGACAAGCUUGCUCUCAGAGGACAAAAGAAAGAUCAUGCCAAGAGACCGAUCAACGAAGCAGAAGCUGAGGAGUUCUGGAGAAGAAUGCAACCCAAAGACUACUCCAUUGUGAAGCACUUGGAGAAGACUCCAGCCUAG
Molecule: messenger RNA, 1848 nt
Organism: Solanum lycopersicum (tomato)
Lineage: Eukaryota; Viridiplantae; Streptophyta; Magnoliopsida; Solanales; Solanaceae
Source: RefSeq, a predicted model, not a curated record